This is a messenger RNA of Fulmarus glacialis (Northern fulmar), 135 nucleotides long. RefSeq names its product protein AF-10-like. NCBI's taxonomy places the organism in Eukaryota, Metazoa, Chordata, Aves, Procellariiformes, Procellariidae. Gene Ontology annotation, molecular function: nucleosome binding; histone binding. Gene Ontology annotation, biological process: regulation of transcription by RNA polymerase II. The record is from RefSeq and is a predicted model, not a curated record. The annotation marks the transcript as partial. The transcript has 2 exons. Gene Ontology annotation, cellular component: nucleus.
GAGAACCCGCUUGUCUACUGCGACGGGCACGGCUGCAAUGUCGCAGUGCAUCAAGCUUGCUAUGGAAUUGUUCAAGUACCCACUGGACCUUGGUUUUGCAGGAAGUGUGAAUCUCAGGAAAGAGCAGCCAGAGUG